AUGGGAUCGAAGGCUGGGUCCGAGCUCGCAUCGGUGUCGUCCGAGGACCUGGACACCUACAUCGCCGAGCUCAUCGUGCAAAAGUCGCGCACCAAGCAAGCAAGCGCCGACCAGCGCGGCAUCGCCUCGUACCUCGAGCCGGACGAUGCAGCGGCAGCACGCGUGCCGAACACGAACAAACGCUUCCUUGCCAGCAUCAUCCGCAAUGUCGAGGGCCACAACAGUGCGCUUAGGCGCCAGCAGCAGCGAUCCGAGCAACGGUCUGCUCCGUCCAGCCGUGCGGAAAGAUCCGGAUCGUCAAAGAUGCGAGGCUGGUCAGAUGACGAACGCGAUCCUGAAGAGAAAGCCCGCUCUGGUAGAUCGGAUGUACAGCUGGAGAGGUUCGGGGAAGAAAUGUCGAGCAAGAUGGACAAGUACUUUGAAGAGCCCGAUCCGGAUUUGGAGUCAAGGCAGAGGCAGCGACGGUCGGAACGGAAAGAAGACAGGCAGUCGAGUAGCAACAAGCGACGACACGACAAAGAACGCGCUUCAGCGCGAGAUGGACACGGCCACAGCUCUCACCGCUCCCUUCGGUCCAGCCGAUCCGAACGAUCGGAGCGAUCGGAGCAAUCCAGGGGCGGCCGCUCGCAUCCAGACGACGGCGCAUCCGACGACGACCACCGCCACCACAGACGCAGCCACACCAGCCGGCGCUCGAGCGACCGCAAGUCGGAACACAAGUCGCGCUCACGCAAGUGGUCUGCCUCCCCACCACCAGCACCGUCACCGCCCAAAGUGCGCGAAUGGGAUCUUGGCAAGUAA
Messenger RNA from Moesziomyces antarcticus, 801 nucleotides. RefSeq lists its product as uncharacterized. Lineage: Eukaryota; Fungi; Basidiomycota; Ustilaginomycetes; Ustilaginales; Ustilaginaceae. The transcript has a single exon. The record is from RefSeq and is a predicted model, not a curated record. The coding region runs from base 1 to 801 and encodes 266 amino acids.